Messenger RNA from Photinus pyralis (common eastern firefly), 2092 nucleotides. Its product is annotated as heat shock protein 70 A1-like. Gene Ontology annotation, molecular function: ATP-dependent protein folding chaperone; ATP hydrolysis activity; heat shock protein binding. The transcript has a single exon. NCBI's taxonomy places the organism in Eukaryota, Metazoa, Arthropoda, Insecta, Coleoptera, Lampyridae. Gene Ontology annotation, cellular component: cytoplasm. The record is from RefSeq and is a predicted model, not a curated record. The coding region runs from base 89 to 2017 and encodes 642 amino acids. Gene Ontology annotation, biological process: cellular response to unfolded protein; protein refolding.
CGAAGGAACAUAGUAACGACACAUUUGUGCGCCGUUAUUGUGAAUAUACGUGUGAAUAAGAAGUUAUUCGUGAUAUUUUGAAGAAGAAAUGGUUAAAGUACCAGCGAUUGGAAUUGAUUUGGGCACGACCUACUCCUGCGUAGGCGUGUGGCAAAAUGGAAAGGUGGAAAUCAUCGCCAACGACCAAGGAAACAGAACAACUCCAAGUUACGUCGCCUUUACCGACACGGAAAGGCUCAUCGGGGAUGCGGCCAAAAAUCAAGUUGCCAUGAAUCCCCACAACACCAUUUUCGACGCGAAAAGACUCAUCGGCCGAAAAUACGACGAUCCAAAAAUUCAACAGGAUAUGAAGCAUUGGCCUUUCAAGGUGAUAAGCGAUGGAGGAAAACCGAAAGUGGAAAUUCAUUUUAAGGGCGAAACUAAAAAAUUCGCCCCAGAAGAAGUAAGUUCAAUGGUGCUCACGAAAAUGAGAGAAACGGCUGAAGCUUACUUGGGCGCGUCAGUCAAAGAUGCCGUUAUUACUGUACCGGCAUAUUUCAACGACUCCCAGAGGCAAGCUACAAAAGAUGCUGGGGUUAUUGCCGGAUUAAAUGUAUUGAGAAUUAUAAACGAACCCACGGCCGCCGCUCUCGCUUAUGGCCUGGAUAAAAACCUCAAAGGUGAGCGUAACGUUCUCAUUUUUGAUUUGGGCGGCGGUACAUUUGACGUAUCCAUACUCACCAUCGACGAAGGCUCCUUGUUCGAGGUCAGAUCUACUGCUGGCGACACACAUCUUGGAGGAGAAGACUUUGACAAUCGUUUAGUUGACCACUUCGUAGAAGAAUUUAAAAGAAAAUUCAGGAAAGAUAUACGUAACAACCCCAGAGCUUUACGUCGUCUCCGCACAGCUGCAGAAAGAGCAAAACGAACAUUGUCAUCCGGCACCGAGGCAACUUUAGAAAUUGACGCAUUAUUUGAUGGUAUCGAUUUCCACACGAAGAUCUCCAGGGCUCGCUUUGAAGAAUUGUGCUCUGAUUUAUUCCGUGGAACCCUACAGCCAGUUGAGAAAGCGCUCGCAGACGCAAAAAUGGACAAGGGCUCAAUCCAUGACGUGGUACUUGUCGGUGGUUCAACUCGAAUUCCCAAGAUUCAAUCCCUACUACAAAAUUAUUUCUGUGGCAAGCCGUUGAAUCUAUCAAUAAAUCCAGAUGAAGCUGUGGCUUAUGGUGCAGCAGUUCAAGCAGCCGUCCUUAGCGGUGAUACAAGUGAUAAAAUUCAAGAUGUUCUACUGGUUGAUGUCACUCCCCUUUCCAUGGGCAUCGAAACUGCUGGCGGUGUCAUGACGAAAAUCAUCGAACGUAACUCUCGCAUCCCAUGCAAGCAAACGCAAACAUUCACAACUUACUCCGAUAAUCAAUCUGGAGUUACGGUUCAAGUAUUCGAAGGCGAAAGAGCCAUGACAAAGGAUAACAAUUUACUUGGCAAUUUUGACUUGUCCGGAAUUCCACCAGCACCGCGAGGAGUUCCCAAAAUCGAAGUUACCUUCGACAUGGAUGCUAACGGCAUACUAAACGUGUCAGCUAAAGACACCAGCUCCGGGAAGUCGCAACAAAUAACAAUUAAGAACGACAAAGGCCGACUAUCGCAGAGAGACAUCGACCAAAUGGUGGCGGAUGCUGAGAAAUACAAAGAGGAAGACGAAAAACAACGAGCCCGAAUCUCAGCCCGCAAUCAACUGGAGGGUUACGUUUUCAAUUUAAAACAAGCUCUUAGUGACGUUGGUGACAAAUUAUCAGCAGAAGAUAAACAAUCGGUGGAGAGUGCAUGCGACGGAUGCUUAAAAUGGCUGGACAAUAAUUUACUUGCAGAGAAAGAGGAGUACGAAGAUCAACAGAAACAGCUAACAAAUCUUUGUAGUCCAAUUAUGUCCAAGUUAUAUGCAAAUGGAAGCCAACAAAGUGGACCUAUGCCAGGAAACUGUGGGCAACAAGCAGGGCGAUUUAACAGCCAAGGACCAACGAUUGAAGAAGUAGAUUAAAGUACUUAUAAUUUGUAGCUUUACAAUCUCAUUUUGUACAUAAGACUGACUUGUAAAUAAAUUAUUUAUUAUAUA